GGGGAAUGAAUAAUGGGGAUUUAAAGGAAAAAUAUUCCCCAUUUCUCAGAGUCCUUGACAUUCAUGUCACCGGCAAUAACUUCCCUAUUUCCAGCUCUCUCUUUCAAUUCUUUUGUCUUUCUCUCUCACCCAAACCUUCCCAUGAUUCAAUUCACAGUGCAGGCAAUUUCCGAGAGAAUCUAAGGCUUAAGUUGAAGCUUGAGAAUUGAGGGCCACAAUAUUCAUCCAGUGGCAUGUCAGGACCUGUUGAACGGCCAUCCAAGCCAAAUAUGGAAAAGGAAAAGAUGGAGUUAGAAAGUUCAGAAGAGAAACAGACAAGGCUGGGGUCAAUCAAGAAGAAGGCCAUUCAUGCUUCCCACAAGUUCAAGCAUUCAUUUGCCAAAAAGGGGAGGAGAAACAGCAGAGUGAUAUCAGUUGUGUUGGAGGACGAACACGAUGCCCAGGAAGUCAAGGCAGUUGAUGCCUUUCGUCAAGCCCUUAUUCUCGACGAAUUGCUCCCUGCAAAACACGACGAUUAUCAUAUGAUGCUAAGGUUUUUGAGGGCUAGGAAAUUCGACAUUGAGAAAACCAAGCAGAUGUGGACUGAUAUGCUCAAGUGGAGGAAGGAUUUUGGUGCUGACACAAUAGAAGAGGAUUUUGAUUUCAAGGAGAAGGAUGAAGUGCUUCAAUACUAUCCUCAAGGGCAUCAUGGGGUUGACAAGGAUGGAAGGCCGGUGUACAUUGAGAGGCUCGGCCAAGUCGAUGCUGCAAAGAUCCUGCAAGUCACAACGAUGGAGCGCUAUCUCAAAUACCACAUCAUGGAGUUCGAGAGGACCAACAAUGACAAAAUGCCAGCUUGUUCUAUCGCGGCCAAAAGGCAUAUUGAUCAGAGCACAACUAUUCUCGAUGUGCAAGGAGUGGGAUUGAAGAACCUCACCAAGUCAGCAAGGGAACUAAUCCAGGCCAUUCAGAAGAUUGAUGGUGACAAUUACCCUGAGACUUUGUGCCGUAUGUUCAUCAUCAAUGCUGGAUCUGGAUUUAGGCUUCUGUGGAAUACCAUCAAGUCAUUCCUUGACCCCAAGACCACUGCUAAGAUUAAUGUUCUUGGCAACAAGUACCAGAGCAAACUGCUAGAAAUCAUUGAUGCCAGUGAAUUGCCAGACUUCUUGGGGGGCACCUGCACUUGUGCAGAUAAGGGAGGAUGUAUGAGAUCUGAUAAGGGCCCAUGGAAUGACCCAGAAAUCAUGAAGAUGGUUCGUAAUGGCGAGCACAUGUGCUCACACAAGGUGCUCGUUCAAGCUGACGAGAAAACAAUCUCGGAGGAUGAGUGUACACAUCCGAAGAAAAGUGUUUCGUUCCAGUUGGACAAUCCCAUCAAGCUUUCUACGGUUCGGGAGGAACAGAUGAGCCAGCCUGAUAAGGCACAGGGCAAGGCUCUUGAUGCAGAUUGGCCUAAGGCAGAAAUGUUGGCAAAAGACUGCAACUUUGCUGGUGCAGAAGGUUGUUACCCUGCCCAUGAUCCUAGCAAGGUCCAAGAAAGAACGAGCACGAAUUUUUUCUCGGGAGUGUUGGCCUUGGUGAUGAGCAUUGUCACGAUGGUUCGAAUGACACGAAACCUGCCAAGGCAGCUGAUGACAGACGCGGCCAUGUCCAUGUACUCGAGCCCGAAGAGUCAGCUGCCCGAGCCUGCCAUCUCUGCGUCGGAGUACAUGGCCAUGAUGAAGCGGCUGAGUGACCUCGAGGAGAAGGUGGUUGUUCUUAGCAAGAAGAUGCCCGCCCUACCACCCGAGAAGGAGGAAAUGCUCAACAAUGCAUUAAGCCGCGUUGAUUGCUUGGAGCAAGAGCUUUCUGCAACCCGAAAGGCUCUGGAGGAUGCUCUUGACCAUCAAAAAGAGCUUAUGGCGUACGUUGAGAAGAAGAAGAAGAAGAAAAGGAAGUUCUUUGGUUGCAGCAGGCUCUAAAGGAUGCUCUUAACCAUCAAAAACAGAAGAAAAGGAAGAAGAGGUUCUUUGCAUUCUGAUUUCUGAAAUAUGAAUCCUCCAGGGAAACUGAAACAUCUAGACAUUAUGUAUAUAGGAAGCAGAUGACUCCUUGCUCUCUCUCAGCCCCAGCAACAACAUUAUUCUAUUGAUCAACUUCGUCGAUUUUUUUUAACCAAGAACCACCUUAAUAACGCGUUAUGGGCUGUUCCUCGGACACUGUUGUUGUAUCAUGUAUGUAGCUUUGGUUUGGUUUGAAGCAGUGCUGGUUUUACAUGGAUCAAAUAUGCUGUUUGUGACAUUAACAUUUACCAGCCACUGCUUUUGACCAUGAAUUCAUUCUUGGAUGGUUUAUUACAUAUAUAUGAGAUUCGUCUUCUGUGUGCAAAUGAUAUUUUGUAUAAAUAACAUACAUUCUGUAAUUAGUUUUA
Ipomoea triloba (trilobed morning glory) is the source of this 2389-nucleotide messenger RNA. Its product is annotated as phosphatidylinositol/phosphatidylcholine transfer protein SFH3-like. Bases 234 to 1940 code for a protein of 568 amino acids. The record is from RefSeq and is a predicted model, not a curated record. Lineage: Eukaryota; Viridiplantae; Streptophyta; Magnoliopsida; Solanales; Convolvulaceae. The transcript is spliced from 13 exons.